This is a messenger RNA of Patiria miniata (bat star), 2819 nucleotides long. Its product is annotated as bifunctional peptidase and arginyl-hydroxylase JMJD5-like. The coding region runs from base 257 to 1474 and encodes 405 amino acids. Gene Ontology annotation, molecular function: 2-oxoglutarate-dependent dioxygenase activity. The transcript has 7 exons. Lineage: Eukaryota; Metazoa; Echinodermata; Asteroidea; Valvatida; Asterinidae. The record is from RefSeq and is a predicted model, not a curated record.
AUGAAGAAUCGGAAUUAAAUAAUUGAGGAUUAACUUGGUUUUUACACAAUGAAAAUGCAGACUUUAGAAUGCAGCUCGCUCGGUGAAGUUGUCCAUCUACUACCGCGUCAGGUGUCACGUGACACCCAUAAUGCACUUGGAUACCCACAAUGCUUUAGUACAUAAUGCGGCUGCCGUGGGUUGAUAGUCGUCUGCAAUUCCGUGUGAAAAAUGUACAAAAUUCUACCUUACUUUCGUUACCAAAUCCAAAGAAAGAAUGAAUAUACGUGAAUGGACAAUGCGCUCAUCAACUGGGGCGAUUCCCGGCGUAUUUUUGUCAUUCAACGUUGUUGUUUUUGUGGUGUAUUUGUUGGCGUUUUCGAGCACCGAGCACGCCGAGCUACCACCAGCGGGUCACCUGAAACCGCUCGGGUGGCACCGGGUGGCCGAGCCCGGCGUCGACACGGUGGAUGUUGUUCCCGAGCCCGGAGUUUUCUUCGAAGAUUAUGUGCGAAAGGGGCGGCCGUUGUUGAUGAAAGGAGCUGCAAGAAAUAUGAAGACUUUCCGACUUUGGAAUGAUGAAUACUUGAGGACUCAGUUUGGAGAUCUGGAAGUUGAAGUUGAAGAAGGAAAGAAGGAGAAUCGUUCCCGGGGUCUGUGGACCAUGCGACUUGAUGAGUUCGUAGAAGAGUACCAACAAGGGGAUAUCUACAUGGUAGCCAGCGUGCCUACAGAAAUGGCAGACGAGGUAGAACUGCUGAGAUGCCUCCUGUGUGGCGGUUUCACGGAGCGCCUACAGGAUGCUGUCAUAUGGUUCAGCAGCGGCAACACCAAGUCAGUCUUACACUUUGAUGCGGUGGACAACAUCAACUGUGUAAUGGACGGACAGAAGGAGUUCUUCCUAGUAGACAAGAAUGAGAAGAACAGUGUCUUUAUGGACCAUCCAGACGGCUCCUUUAGCAGUGUGGACGUGGAUCAUGUUGACAUGUAUGAAUAUCCAGGGCUUGGCCAGGUGCCGUGGUAUAACGUCACCAUGCAGCCAGGCGAUUGUUUCUUCAUUCCCUACAGAUGGUUCCACCAAGUCCGGUCUGCGGCAGGCCGCAGCCUAGCCAUCAACAUAUGGUUUGUGCAUCUCUUGCGCUUCAACUACAACGACUGCAUGGCCAAGGGCCAGCUGCCCGAAUUUGAGCCGCUGGGCCAGUUUCAGCUGACCUCCGACUUGGAACAACUCAGAGGUGAAAUAGCAAACUUCAUUGAUGAACUUGAAGAAUCGGUUCUUAAAAUUCAAGACCUUCCGAAACUUGCCGACGAAUUUGAAAUAAUGGACCAAGAAUCAUUAAAAAUGUUUACGAUCUUAGACCGAGACAAGAACAAUCAAGUCGACUUGGACGAGGUCUACUCUUGCAAUAUGAAAGACAUCGAGACGCAAGCCCCGGGAUUAGUAAGGAUGUACAACAGUGGGGAGAACUCAGAAAAUGAUCACGAUGAACUUUGACCUUGACUUCCCUCUGCAGGAUACCACUGAAAUACCGUUGACAUUGCCGAGGUUUUAUGAAAAACUCGGCUUUGUCUCAGCUUUGGCUUCAAGGAGAUUGACUUUGGGGGUUUCCAGCUCGUUAUUGGUCCAUGUUGUGCUUAAAGUCCUAUAAUAUGAGGUCAAGUUUAGAGUUACUCCCAUUUGGUUUUCGCAAUUUGCUCUUUUCACACUCCGCCAUUGGGCAUGCACAGCCUCGAUCUGGCAACUUUACACAAUAAAAAUAGGCGGUUCAGUGAUCUGAACCCCGACACGGGAAUCACUGAACCGGCUAUAUCUGUUGUGUAAAGUUUCAAGAUCGAGGCUCUGCAUGCCCAUGGCGGAAGUGUGAAAAGAGCGAAUAGACCUUUAUCAUGCCGCCACCAUUUCAGUCAUGUUCCCUGUAGACCAAUAACAGCACUGAAUGAUAAUAUUUUUGUGCAUAAGGAAGCAGACUAUUUUCCUUCCAGCCUCGCUCUUUGGUUACAUUGAUUUAAUUGGGAAAAAUUAAGAAGGCUGCAACAUGAUAAUGGUCUAUAGAUGCUAAAUGUUUGUGAAACCAGAGGUGAAGCCGAAAUUGGCGGCAAAGCCGAGGUUUGAAUUAAAAAAAAAAAAAAACCUUAUUUGUUUUAUACAAACUCCAAUAUUUUCUACACUGGUUAUUUUUAAUGGGUUUGGUGGCGAGACUGCUAAGGGCAUCACGUAGCAACUGACAGGAGCCACAAGAGGGUGCUGUCUUGACACCCACGUUCUCUUAUUCCCAUCGUCUUUAUCAUGGGCUCAGAUGCAGGGAUUUAGUUGCGUCCAUCACAUGUCAUGCAUGUCCAUCACAACUCCAGUCACAAGUAAAUCACGAGUCCCUUCACGAGUAACAGUGGAUGCACAGUAACAAAGGAAUGCCUUUGUCAAAGCUCAUUGGAAUAGCUUGUGAGUUGAAUUGGGACUGGGAUUAAUUUGUGAUAACUAACGGGAACUAGUGAUGGGCUAGACUAUGCCACUACUCGGGUGACCUCAAAUUUCUUUGGGUUCUCAUUGGAAAGAUUGUGUUCCCCAUGACCUGGUAUGGUCAUGCAUAGCAACCAGAGGUGUGCGUACAUGUGUGCGCAUUGCGUGUAUCGUUCCCACGCGCUGAGUUGAGUUCAAACAUUCCAGUAAGGGGUAAUUAGGAAAAAUGAAAGUAAAAGUUUCAACUAACUUCAUUUUGAAAUAGAAGUACAUUUUACUUAGAUUUUAAUUAAAUUAAUCAGUUAUCUCUUAAAGGGGCACUAGGUCCUGAAAUCCCCGAAAAUGUUAUGUUUUGGAUUGUUUACUUAGCCUAUUUCAAACA